This is a messenger RNA of Balearica regulorum gibbericeps (East African grey crowned-crane), 1079 nucleotides long. The record is from RefSeq and is a predicted model, not a curated record. Lineage: Eukaryota; Metazoa; Chordata; Aves; Gruiformes; Gruidae.
AUGGGAACCACAGAAGCCACUUUGCGGAUGGAAAAUGUGGAUGUGAAGGAGGAGUGGCAAGACGAAGACUUCCCCAGACCUCUCCCAGAAGAGACAGGGAUGGAGUCACUGGGCAGCCCUACAGAAGACGAGAAUACAUCCUCUCCCCCAAAUACGUUAAACUUUAAUGGGGCGCAUCGUAAGCGGAAGACACUUGUUGCACCUGAAAUCAACAUUUCCCUGGACCAGAGUGAAGGCUCCAUUCUCUCCGAUGACUUCCUGGACACACCAGAUGACCUGGACAUUAACGUGGACGAUAUCGAAACCCCUGACGAGACAGAUUCCCUCGAAUUCCUGGGGAACGGGAACGAGCUGGAAUGGGAAGAUGACACUCCUGUAGCCACAGCCAAGAACAUGCCUGGGGACAGUGCAGACCUGUUUGGGGAUGGUGGGACAGAAGAUGGGAGUGCUACUAACGGACGGCUCUGGAGGACUGUCAUCAUCGGAGAGCAGGAGCACCGCAUCGACCUCCAGAUGAUCAAACCCUACAUGAGAGUGGUGACACACGGAGGAUACUAUGGAGAAGGUCUCAAUGCCAUCAUUGUCUUCGCUGCCUGCUACCUCCCGGACAGUAACCUGGCUGAUUACCACUACAUCAUGGAGAAUCUCUUCUUAUACGUGAUCAGUAGUCUGGAGCUGCUGGUGGCUGAGGACUAUAUGAUUGUGUACCUAAAUGGAGCAACGCCCCGGAGGAGGAUGCCAGGCCUUGGCUGGCUCAAGAAAUGCUAUCAGAUGAUAGACAGAAGGCUGCGUAAGAACCUCAAAGCAUUGAUAAUCGUGCAUCCUUCAUGGUUCAUCCGGACAGUGCUGGCUAUAUCCAGACCCUUCAUCAGUGUAAAGUUUAUCAAUAAGAUCCAGUAUGUUCACAGCCUGGAGGAACUGGAGCAACUUAUCCCAAUGGAGCACGUACAGAUUCCAGACUGCGUCUUACAAUAUGAAGAAGAGAGGAUCAAGGCCAGAAAAGAAAGGGCAGAAGAGAAACAAGACAUGGCUGAGAAGGAAAGCAGGCCUGUGCCCCCAGCAGAGGAUCAAGAAACCAG